AUGUGCCGCUUUCUGUCAGAAGAAGAAUGUAUUGACCAUGAUGAAGCUAUGGGACAGCAUGUGCAGUCUCACAGAAGAAUCCAACAACAAGUGAGAUUGAGCCCAAAGCUGGGAAAGAUUAAUGUCCUUGUUGUUUUGGCAAGAUUCACAGAUCACACUGACAGGGAUAUGAUCCCAGUUCGGGACAUCCGAACGUUUUGGCUCGUCAACAUGAGAGAUUGGUUCCGAGCCAAUUCACAGGGGCGCUAUGAUAUUGAACCCACAGUCAUUGACUGGCAAACAACAGACAACACAGAACUGUACUAUUCCAUGGGAAGAAGAGGGAUUGUGCCAGAAUCACAGCAGAUCGCAUGGCCAAUCCUUAGUGAGCUAGAUGCAAGACUGGGUUGGGACUGGAGCAAGUUUGAUGCGGAUGGCAAUGGAGAAAUUGAUUCAUUUGUCAUCAUGCACAGUGGCUACGGAGCAGAGACUUUUGAAACAGACUGUUAUGAUGCAACCUAUGAGAACCGAAUCUGGGCUCACGCUUUCAGUGCUUCAAGGAGGAGGGAUUCCUGGUUCUCAGCAGACAGGAAAAUUCGACUCAAUACAUACACAGUGUCCUCAGCGUUCGAUGCUGAGUGUGGGACAGUGCCAGCAAAAAUUGGCUUGACAGCACAUGAGUACAUGCACACUCUAGGACUUGAGGAUCUCUAUGAUGGUGUUGAUGCUUUGGCUGCAUCAGGUGUUGGUGCCUUUGACAUCAUGGCUUUUCCGUUAAGUCCAGCUGAUGAUGCAAAUAAUCCUGGUCAUCUAUCCCCUUGGAGCAAGGUGCUGGCAGAUUGGCUAGAACCAGUAGAAAUCACCAGUGAUGGCAUGUACAACUUGAAGGCUGCAGAAUUAUCAGAUGAAGCAUAUAGGAUCAAUCUCAAUGAUUUUGGAUCUCAAUCAGAAUAUUUGUUGAUUGAGAAUAGGCAGCCACUGUUGUUUGACAUCCACAUGUGGGGAGCUGGUCUUGUUAUUUACAAUAUUGAUGAUGCGGCGCCACUGCAAAAGAACCGGGGAUAUCCAGGUCAACCUGGCUGGCCGCAAAAUGGAAAUCACUAUCAGGUUGCAGUGCUUCAAAAGGAUGGCAAUUAUGAUCUCGAACAGGGAGAGAAUAGUGGAGAUGCUGGUGACAUGUGGAUGCCUGGAGACACACUGGGCCCAGGAAAGGGAGGCUCAGUUUACCCCAACACUGACAGCUACCAGGGUGGA
Molecule: messenger RNA, 1233 nt
Organism: Seminavis robusta
Lineage: Eukaryota; Bacillariophyta; Bacillariophyceae; Naviculales; Naviculaceae
Source: the annotation of a GenBank genome assembly